GAUAAGGAUAAAAGGCGGUCUUCGCGACAGCCCACUACACUGGCUGCAGCGGCACAGAGCAGAACUCACACAUCUGAUUCUCCAGCAGUUGUUUAUUUGGCCUUACAUCAUGUUCUGCAGAAGCGUUAGUUGGUUCAUCUGCAUUUUUGUCGCAGUACUCACAGCUGCCGACUAUAGCGACUCUCAUCCCAGUACAGAAUCGCCCACAGCAGGACAGGUCCAGGAGGGGAAAGACGCUGCAGCUGUGGACCUGGGCACCCUGCUGGACGCUGGAGACAGCGCUGUGGUGACUCUGGUGGCGGGCGACACACGUCUGGCAGCGCACAGGGCCGUCCUGGCCGCCAGGAGUCCCGUGUUCGCCUCUAUUUUCAGCCACGGCACGCUGGAGGCCGCAGUCCCAGACGUGGGGGGCCCACUGCUGCGCCAUCUCGUGGCCUACAUGUAUACCCUGCAGGCCCCGCAGCUGGCCAGGAUGGCCCCCCAGCUGCUGGUCGCGGCUGAUAAGUACGGCUUGUCAGGCCUGAAGGCACAGUGCGAGCAGCAGUUGGCCUCACAGCUGUCUGUUGAGACUGCGGUGACCACAGCUGUGCUCGCUAUUCGGAACUCCUGUAGCAGCCUUAAAAAGGCCGCCACCGCCUUCAUAAAGACUCAUAUUUUACACGUGAUGGCCACGAAGGGCUGGGCAGAUGCGCUACAUUGUCAGCCUGAAGAUCUGAUUGAAGUGCUCAAGCUGCUGUCUGAGCCACCAGCAGAAACCAGCACUCCAGCCACUGGAGACAGCGAGGUCACCCCGACCAGUCAGCUGCACAUGGGCCACAAAAACUGCAGCAUUGCUCCUGUUCCAGCUGCAAAGCACACAGCUACCUGCCCCACUCCCACAUUUGACGAUGCUUCCGUCUCUUUCCUGCGGACCCACUCUGCAGCGGAGAAAGGCAGGAGGAUGAUCAAGGCAGCUAACGAUGGGACAGUGCAAGAGCUGCAGAUGCUGCUGGCAGCUGGGGCUGAUGUUGGUGCGACGGAUGGGAACAAGAAUACUGCGCUGCACUGGGCAGCCUGGGAGGGUCACGUGGAAGCGGCGAGCUGUCUGGUGGGGGCUGGCGCGGAGGUGGACGCCGGGAACUGGGUCCAGAACACGCCGCUCCACUGGGCUGCAUGGGGCGGCCGGCCGGCCGUGGUGCGGCUGCUGGCGGCGUCGUCUGCAGACCUCAAUGCCAGGAACGUGGACGGGGACACGCCGCUGCACUUCGCCGCCGAGCACGGCCGCACGGAGGAGGCGACUGCACUACUCGAUGCAGGGGCUGACAGCGGGGCCAGGAAUCACAAGGGGAAAACCCCAGUGGACCACGCCAGGCAGUUCAACCACCAACACUGGAUAGACAGGAUAACACGAGACUAGCACUUCAAUACACACCUCUGAAGUAAAUAGAACACUGCUCUAGUAAAAUCACAACAGUAGCGACAAUGUGAGAUUCAUAUACACUAAUGUGUGUAGCAAGAAGCGAGUUUCCUUCCAUGAAAACUCAACAGUAAUCGAAACGUAUAUCAUUAAUAAUAAACAUGUUUUUAACUAAA
Schistocerca nitens (vagrant locust) is the source of this 1572-nucleotide messenger RNA. RefSeq names its product ankyrin-2-like. Gene Ontology annotation, biological process: proteasome-mediated ubiquitin-dependent protein catabolic process; regulation of proteolysis. Gene Ontology annotation, cellular component: cytoplasm; nucleus. NCBI's taxonomy places the organism in Eukaryota, Metazoa, Arthropoda, Insecta, Orthoptera, Acrididae. Gene Ontology annotation, molecular function: ubiquitin protein ligase binding. The coding region runs from base 110 to 1396 and encodes 428 amino acids. The record is from RefSeq and is a predicted model, not a curated record. The transcript is spliced from 5 exons.